Molecule: messenger RNA, 3335 nt
Organism: Hyla sarda
Lineage: Eukaryota; Metazoa; Chordata; Amphibia; Anura; Hylidae
Gene: RIPOR3
Product: RIPOR family member 3
Exons: 22
Coding region: 261-3083 (940 amino acids)
Source: RefSeq, a predicted model, not a curated record
AGUGUGACAGAGGUGCAGCGUGAGCACCCCUCCUUCUCUUCCAUCAUCUUCCCUCCUCCUCAUUCCUCCUAUACUAUGUACAUUUCAUAGAAGUGCCUCCUGCCUUUGACAUGUGCUGAGCUGGCUUUCAUGAUAAGCUGUUAUCUGCGCGCUGCAUGUAUGACCACUCCAAAUAAACAUCGCUCUAUUGGAGACCAAGUACAUCCCUAGCUGGACACACAUACAGGCUGAAGCCUCAGGACUGAACGCCUCCAGCCAUUAUGUCGGUGAAGUUAAAGUUCAGCUCUCCUAGUGAUGGUCUCUCUGGGGUCAGUAGGAGCCGAUCCUUCGCUGGAUUUAGUACAUUACAAGUCAGAAAGACCUCGCAGUCCCUUCGGAAAAACUCUGUAAAGUCAAAGCUGACUGUCCGGUCUGAGAAGUUGUAUCCAUCCCUGAGGAAAGGAUCCAUCAGACUGGACCCUCAUCCUCACCAAGUCAAAAAGAUAUUUGAAGCUUUAAGAAAAGGAUUAAACGAGUACCUUGAGGAACAUCAAACGCAGCUGGAUUUCCUGGCCGGCCAACAGAAAGACAUAAAAAGAAACUCCAGACUGGGCUAUGUGUAUGACCUGGACAAGGAAAUUCGCUUAAUUGAAAGACAUAUUAGGAAGUUGGAGUUCCACAUCAGUAAGAUAGAGGAGCUGUAUGAGACCUACUGCAUACAAUGGCGGCUACGUGUUGGAACGUGUAACAUGAAACAUGCAUUUUCCCUAUCUCCAUCAACAAAAGCCUCCAGGGAAAGUCUCAUAGAACUGAGCAAGAACUUCCAGGAGUGCACUGAGGAUAUGUGUAUGAUUGAAGGCGCACUGGAAGUCCAUCUGGGAGAAUUCUUCAUUAAGAUGAAAGGUCUGGUGGGUUACGCUCGGCUCUGCCCUGGAGACCAUUAUGAGGUGCUGAUACGUUUGGGUCGCCAGAGGUGGAGGUUAAAAGGCAAAAUAGAAACAGACGACAGCCAAAUGUGGGAUGAAGAGGAGAGAGUAUUUAUACCAAAUCUCUGUGAAAAUUUUGAAAUCAAGGUUAUAGAACUGCGAGGCCUAUCCACCAUCAUGGUCGGGGUUGUGACAUGCGACAGCGCUGACUUUUUUACCACUCAGCCAAGGAUCAUCAUCGUGGACAUCACAGAGCUGGGCACUAUUAAGCUGCAGCUGGAGGUUAUAUGGAAUCCCUUCGAUAACAGCAAGAUUCUGUCAACACCUGGAAUGACCAACAAGUUUUCAUCAAGUGUCCGAAAGAUAUCCUUAUAUCACUGGACGCCCCCCAACACCCCAAGCUUCCGGGACAAGUUUUACCUUAAUGAUCUGGACAGCACAUAUCCAUCUUUGGAAAAAGAUAUCCAGACCCCAUAUAUCCUGAGCUACCUGGCCAACAACGGCUUCAUCAGGGAUCGCCGAAGUCUAGAACAGAGCAUGGAAUUAGAUAGCAUAGACAGUCUGAGGAAUCUGGAGGAGAUUGGCAGUGAAGUUGCCCCCAGUUCACUGUCCUCUUGUGGGGAGACUCAACAGUAUUCUUCACAAGAGCUGACCAAAGAAGAGCAGCCCUCCAGUCACGAAACUCUGGAUAUUCUCAAAGAGACUCCCAAACGUUACAUUGGCCGUAGCACCAUCAAACCUUCAAGAGUGGAAUUCGAUAAACCCCCUAGUAUAGAGCUAAAAGAGGAGGAAAGGACCCCCAGCCCAGCACUUAAGGAAAAUGCUGCAGAUGACAGCAAGAGACCAUCACUACCACAGCAACUGAAUGAUGUUCUGGACCUGCUGAGGUCAGAGGAGGCAACAAGAUGGAAGAUGAAGGAGAUGGAGCAGUCUGUGAUGAACUUCAGAGAGAGACUACUAAGAUCCAGUGAUUCCGGGCCAGAGCUUCCCUCCAUGGAUAGCCUGAUGGUGGAGACGGCAUUGGAAAGUUUUGACUUUUUGAACACAGACUUCAGUGCAGAUGACCUGUCUCUGUUUGGCAGCAUUCGCACUCACAGUAAGAGUAAUGGGACGAUCACUCCAUCUGUCGCGCAGACGUUCAGUCAUCAUAGUGAAUCGGAGCAGGGUGGACUUUCCACUGGACAUGAAGACCUGGACACGCUCUUAUCCGUCCAUCUGGAUAUCUGUAAAGCGCUACUAAAGAAACUGACCUCACCAAACAGUGCCCGGAUUAUACAACAUCAUCUCUUGGAGGAACUGUCCUGGCAAAGAGAGGUACUGGAGGAUCUGUCAAUUAUUUAUAUCCAGAAAGUGCAGGAGAAGGCCUCCAUAGAGGACAUUUUUCCAAAGAGUAAAAAGAUCCGACAUUUCCUGAAGCUCUGGGAGAGCUGCGUCCAGCCGGAGGGACCUUGGUUCUGCUCCUCUGAGGUUUUCUUCAAUCAGCUUAAGAAAAUGUUUGUGCUGAAGAUCAAAGCCAAAUACCAAGGUCACCUGGAGGCAGUAUUUAGAAAAGUGCUGGAGCAAAUAUUUGGAUUUGGUGGGAUAAUGGCAUCCAACGAGAUCCCUGAGUCUAUCGUCUCCAUCUUUUUGUUCUACUGCUACCUGCGGAGAUACCAUGUGGUCGACCUGGAGAAACACUUUGCUGCACUUACAAGAGAAGUCCUACUCAUCAGAGACCUGCAGCUUCCUGGGCGUCUAAAGAAGAUCAAAAAGCUGAAAGCAAAGCAAAUCUCACGGCUGCAGCCCCUGCCGCAGUUCCUGAAGCUUGUGGCCACGUUCCAGAUAGACGAAAACCUGAAGCUGUGCAAAGCAGCCAUAAGCUUUCUCAGCAGAGCAUCGGCAAAUAAGCACUUCAAGCAGAAGGCUAUUCUGUAUUACACUGAACUCCUUUCUGAUGAAGAUGUAAAGCUGCAGAGAUCAGCGUGUCUGGCCCUAAAACAUUUGAAGGGCACGGCCAGCAUUGACCAGAUUGCAGGACUGUGCCAGUCAGAAGUGGAGGAGGUGAGGAUCACAGCCAGAGAGACCGUCCUGUCAUUUGGUCAGAAAGGUCGAAACACAUUUGGAAAGACUGACAAGAUCUGCCGUGAACUCCAGGAAACACUGACUCUGGAUGGGGAGAUUGAGAUCACCGUGUUCUGAGGAGCAAGACGUGAACUGAUGAAGCCACUGAGCACAUACAUACCAAAGACUUAACUCUACCAGGCAUUACUGAUUAUAAGGAAGAUUAUAUGGUUUUGGAACAUUCAACCAUGAGGCACAUCCAGUACUAGGAGUUCACCUGGUAAUAAGUAACCAAAUGAAUGAAGUAUGGCGGUCGGCACAGCGGCAGGUGUCCGGUGCACAAGAAGAUGCAGUACAAUAUAAAGAGAGGUCCCGGGACACGGUAAGUAG